GGUUGAACUGGUCAAACUCCCCUAAUGCAUAUGGCAUGAGGCAAUCACUAUAAGACCCAUGCUCUUUGACUAGCAAAAGUAGUGAAACAGAAACGAGUGCACAUCCAUUAAACAGAAACGAGUGCAGCAUCCAUUAAACAAUAUGCUGUCUAGAAAUAUUCUCAACUGGUUAGUGCUACUGAUCCUAGCUACUGUUACCAGGAGUGAGCACUAUCACAUUGUGCCAGCGGAUUCAACCGACUUGUGUUAUGACUAUCGAAAUAGAACUUGUUUCACUCUCAAGCAGCUUGUUCAAACAGACCUGUUAUCUGGUGGAGACAAUCUCAUCUUAAGCUUUCUACCAGGAUAUCAUGUGCUAACUGAGCAGUUAUUGAUUUGUAACUUCUCACAUGUGACAAUCAUCGGCCAGAGCACAACUGUAGUUGAAUUCCAUAGCAACUGUGUGAUACGUUUUGUUAGUAUUAUCAAAUUGAUUAUUGAAUGCUUGAGUUUCAUUGGAGCGAAUGUUGGACCACAAAAUAACUGUUUGAGCAUUGACUAUAUCAAUGAUGUGUACAUCAAAGACAGCUACUUUUCAGACAUUAAAUUAUUCAAUCAGGUGGAAACCUGUGUUGUUAAGAUUGCUAAUACUCAAACUGCAAAAAUUGAGAGCACUCUCUUUACAAACAACACUGGUCGGGCACUGCACAUUGACGCUGAUAAUGUGUACAUAACAAAUAGCAAGUUCACUAGGAAUGAUGGAGGUGCAGUUGAAAUUGAAUCAAACAAUGCAUUGAUCGACAACACAAAGUUCAGCUACAACAAUGCUGUGAGCGGAGGAGCAGUAAAAGUGGUAUCUGGUGCUGCAGUGAUUGCUUGGUGUAACUUCACAAAUAAUAAGGUUGGUGGAGCGAUAAGUGUUUACUCAAGCAGUGUGUUCAUAUCCAAUAGUGAGCUGACAAACAACAGUGCUAUUAACUAUGGUGGAGCGAUUAGUGUUUACCCAGACAGUAAUGUGUCCAUUUCCGACAGUGAGCUGACAAAUAACAGAGCUGACUCUGGUGGAGCGAUUCGUGUUUCUUCAGGUAGUGUGUCCAUUUCCAACAGUGAGCUGACAAAUAACAAAGCUGACGGUGGUGGAGCGAUUCGUAUUUCCUCUGGUAGUGUGUCCAUCUCCAACAGUGAGCUUUCAAGCAACAGAGCUAUCGCUGGUGGAGCGAUUAGUGUUUACACAGGUAGUGUGUCAAUCUUAGACAGUGAACUGACAAAAAACAGUGCUAAUUAUUAUGGUGGAGCGAUUAGUGUUUACUCAGGUAAAGUGUCCAUCUCCAACAGUGAACUAACAAAAAACAGUGCGAAAAUUGGUGGAGUGAUUAGUAUUCAAAAAAGCAGUAUGUCCAUCUUAGACAGUAUGCUGACAAACAACAGUGCUAAUCUAAGUGGAGCGAUCGAUAUUUCAUUAGAUUCCAGCUCGAUUAUCUACAACACUAUAAUUACUAAUAACAUACGAGGCAGUUUGAACAUUUUGCAGUCAAACGUAACUUUCACUGGAAUGAAUAUUAUUGUAAGCAACAAUGGCCCCAUUUAUGCUUUCAAUAGUCGAGUCGAGUUUAAUGGACCUACAACUCUCAUUAAUAAUCGUGGUGUGUUUGGUGGGGCCAUCAAUGCUGUUCAGAGUGAAAUAUACAUUAACACAGAAGGAGUAAUCAUCACCAACAACACAGCCACCUCUGGAGGAGGGAUAUUUCUGAGAGAGAGUACACUCUUCGUAAAUGAGCCAAUAAAGAUCUAUCACAACACAGCACACCAGGAUGGUGGAGGGAUUUAUGGUUAUUCUAGCAGAGUGGAGUUUAAAUCAUCACUGGUAAAUGAUUAUCCACGUCCUCCAAAUACACGGAGUGAUAUCGAGGACAACAUUGCUGAGAAUGGUGGAGGUAUUUAUGCAGUAGCUACAACCAUUAAACUAACUCGAUCACAUGUCAACAUCGACUCAAACACAGCAACCGCUAGUGGAGGUGGAGUAUAUCUACAGCAAAGUUCGAAACUGUACAUAUUAAAAAAAGACUAUAAUAACAUGAAGGCAAAAAAUACGUUAUUUGUCAUGUUAAUGAUUAACAACAACUUGGCUCAGUACGGAGGGGGGAUCUUUGUGGCAGAUGACACACAGAGGAGUGCGUGUGGAGGAGGAGUCACAGAUGACACUCGUAUCAUUUUUGCUGAAUGCUUUUUUCAAACAAUUAAAUUGGGUAAAUUUAACAACGCAAACUAUUUCAACACAUUCAUGACUAACAACACAGCUACUCAAUCAGGAGCAGACAUCUACGGAGGCCUACUGGACAGGUGUACAGUAAAUCCAAAUGCUGAAUAUAACAUUUUUUCAAAUGGAUCUGACUACAUAAAUAACAUCAUAAAAAGCUCCACCGAAUUGUCAAUAUCCUCUAGACCUGUUCAAGUAAUGUUUUGCAAUAAGGACUACAGUAAUAUUAUUACACAAAAGGGACACAUAUUUAAAAUCAGUGUUGUGGCUGUUGACCAAGUUGGAAAUCCAAUGAAUGCCAAAAUUCGAAGCUCUGUUAUCACCGAGAGUGGAGUUAGUCGUCUCAAAGAAGGACAAGCAGAACUAAAAGUUGGCAAUCAGUGCACAGAAUUAGAGUACAAUGUAUUCUCACAAGACAGCUCUGCUCAAGUGGAGCUCUAUGCUGAUGGUCCAUGCACCAAUUUGGGAAUUUCAAGACUGUUUAUUAAUAUGUCAUUUCAACCCUGUAUAUGUCCUAUUGGACUCAAACCAAUUCAGUCCAAUACUGAGUGUAAGUGUGACUGUGAUCCAGUUUUGCAACGAGGGUAUCAGAUAACGAACUGUUCUGAGAAAAAUGGGACCAUAAAGCUGGAAAAUAAUAACAACAUAUGGAUACAAUUCAUAAAUACCACCAACGGAACAGGGUAUGUUAUUAGUAACUGUACAUUUGACUAUUGCGUAGAAAAACCAGUCAACAUCGAUCUAAGCAACCCCAACGAACAGUGUGCCUAUAAUCGAAGUGGUGUCUUGUGUGGAGAAUGUGAAUCAGGACUCAGUCUUGUCUUGGCUACAUCAAACUGUAAAAAAUGUUCUAAUAUUUACCUUCUUCUACUAAUACCAUUUGCGCUGGCUGGCAUAUUGCUAGUUGCUUUAAUUCUCGUGCUCAACAUCACUAUAGCAACCGGAAACAUUCAUGGCCUCAUAUUUUACGCCAACAUAGUAGCUGCUAAUAGAGCAAUUUUCUUUCCUAGUAUAAACAACUUUUUAAUAGUUUUCGUAUCAUGGGUUAAUCUUGACCUGGGAAUUGACACAUGCUUUUACGAUGGAAUGAACUCUCAAGCAAAAGUACUUCUUCAACUUGUCUUUCCCGCUUACUUGUUUCUUUUAAUGUUUUUUAUUAUCAUUUUAAGCAAAUACUUUGACUCUUUUGCAAAGCUCCUCUCCAACAGGAAUCCAGUUGCUGCCCUAGGCACACUCGUCCUACUGUCUUUCUCCAAAUUCUUACGGUUUAUUGUUGCUGCACUACAAAACAGGGUCUUGCAUUAUCCUGAUGGCUCAACCAAGACUGUUUGGUUGUUUGAUGGCAAUGUGCAAUACUUCACUCCCAGUCACAUCCCUCAGUUUGUUGCUGCAGCCAUAAUCCUCAUUGCCGGUGGAUUGUUCACUGUACUGCUCUUUUUUGGACAAUGGUUUCCACGCUGUUCUAAGAUUAUGAUAUGGACCAAAAACACAUACUACAAUGGUUUCAUGGACACAUACCAUGCUCCAUUCACUCCCAAGCAUCGCUACUGGGUGGGACUGCUCCUCUUUGCUCUGAUUGCUCAUAAUUUUGUCACUGCCAUGGCUCCAAAUACGUCUCUUCCUGUGCUAUCAUCUGGCUGUAUUGCAUUUGGACUCAUAUCAUUGACCAACCGAGUGCACAAAAAGAAACUUAGUGACUAUCUAGAAACAUUGUUUCUGCUUAAUCUCGGCAUUCUAUCUUAUGGCACUUCCUAUAUUGUUGAAACACACCAACAGCAAGAAAUACUGACCAAUGUUUCAAUGUCCAUAGCUUUCAUUCUCUUUGUGACAAUCAUCAGUUACCAUUUCCACCACUUUAUAAUAAAGAAGACCAAAACAUGGCUCAAGAUCAAGGAAGUCGUUAAGAACUGGACAACUGGUACUGCAUACAAAAAGAAUCGAGAACCUAACAAUGCCAUGGCAAUUAUGCAUCAGUUUGCAGCAAAUGAAAUCGAUGACGAUGACAAUGAACGACUUUUAGCUGAGCAAAUUGACAUUGUGGACCCACAACCUUACACUGAUGGAGCCAUGGAAGAAGCUGACCCUGAUCGUUACAUGACCCCUCCCAUCAUCAGACCAGCCACGAGGCCAGACCAGCUGAGAGAGCCUGCCCUGGACGUACUAGCCCCCCUCACCACAGAGGACUACAGACCAGCCCCUCCCCCUCCAAGAGUCAAACAUCAUCCUGUUGUUACACAUACAGAAAUCGGCCGUAUACGCAAUGAAGUGUGAAUUGUCCUAUUUAGAUGAAAUGACACAAUAUGCAUGAUAUUAUUAUUGUUAUAUCAAGCUUUACAGUCACAGUGUGAGGUGAUGGUAUAAAAAGAAAGAAGGGGGGGUGGCUUGGAAAAUUGUGACUGACAGACAGGCAUCACUAAUAUGAUGUCCCUGAGUAUACUAAUGGGGACAAAUACAUAACGGAGACAGAUUGUUAACACUAGCUAAGUUCUUGUAAGUUCUAAUGCAGUUCUGUUACAGGGACAUAGGUAGUGGAAAGUACAGGAAAUUUGAGGAUCGAAGUGGCUUUCAAAGUGUUCUGUGAAGUGACGAGUUAGAUAGACAAAGUAGGUAGGUCAAUUAAUAGUACGUGGGCAGCGCAUUCCAGUAGGUUUAGAGAAUAGUAAGCUUUGCAUUGUAGUGAUUGGUCCAUGAUUGAAACUUCAGUUGUCAAAACAAUUCCCAGAUCUCUUUGUUAGGGUCACUGAUCUGAUUUUGAUUAAUAACGUAAUCUGAUUUGAUUAAUAACGUAAUUUGAGGUGUUUGUGCAGGGUUGACUUUUAUUUGGGUUAGAGAGACUCCAAAUGUUGCACAUUAAUUUUGUCGUGGUUAUAGAGUAAGUUUCCAUUGGUUACGCCAGGUAGAGACAUUGUUAAGUGCUAUUUGUAGGGUAUGUUGGCUUUCAGAUGAGUCCAUAUAUACGCUGUAGUAUCGUAGUGUCAUCAGCGAAAAGGUAUAUACUUGGGUUGGCUAUAUACAUGUCGGUAGGUCAUUCACAUAGAUCACAAACAUUAGAGGUCCAAGUACACUUCCCUGUGGUACACCAGGCCUGGAUGAUGAGUAACGGUUGUUAAAACUAGUAAGGUGGGUACGGCCACUUAGAUAUGACUUGAACCAGAACCACAGGUCGCCAGUUAUACCCAUGAGCCAAAGCUUAAAUAGUAGUUCCUUGUGGGACACUGAAUCGAACGCUUUUCUGAUAUACUAUAUC
Molecule: messenger RNA, 5483 nt
Organism: Halichondria panicea
Lineage: Eukaryota; Metazoa; Porifera; Demospongiae; Suberitida; Halichondriidae
Exons: 2
Coding region: 143-4507 (1454 amino acids)
Source: RefSeq, a predicted model, not a curated record